Gymnodraco acuticeps is the source of this 2804-nucleotide messenger RNA. Its product is annotated as zinc finger protein 771-like. Gene Ontology annotation, molecular function: DNA-binding transcription factor activity, RNA polymerase II-specific; chromatin insulator sequence binding; RNA polymerase II cis-regulatory region sequence-specific DNA binding. The record is from RefSeq and is a predicted model, not a curated record. The coding region runs from base 389 to 1801 and encodes 470 amino acids. The transcript is spliced from 3 exons. Gene Ontology annotation, cellular component: chromosome. Gene Ontology annotation, biological process: regulation of transcription by RNA polymerase II. NCBI's taxonomy places the organism in Eukaryota, Metazoa, Chordata, Actinopteri, Perciformes, Bathydraconidae.
GAAGCUUCAGAGAGAAACAGUGUGUUCAACAGAGACUGAAGCUUCAGAGAGAAACAGUGUGUUCAACAGAGACUGAAGCUUCAGAGAAACAGUGUGUUCAACAGAGACUGAAGCUUCAGAGAGAAACAGUGUGUUCAACUGGAAGUGGUGAUUUAGUAAACAUGAGUGUUGUGCUGCUCUCGUUGGUGAAGCAGCGACUCACUGCGGCUGCUGAAGACAUCUUUGUUCUGUUUGAAAGAACGAUAGCAGAGUACGAGGAGGAACUGUCUCGUUCAAAACAGGAGAACGAGAGACACCGGAAAACUACUGGACGCUGUUUUACAGCCUCAGCUUCAGAUCCACAGAGCAGAGUCACCCUCCUCUUCUUCGACUACGGUCGGGAGCUGACAUGACAACGACGUCCAGCAGCUGGUGGUGGUUAAAGAAGAGGUUCCAUCUGAGCAGCAGGAGUGGAGCUCCAGUCUGGACCAGGAGGACCCAGAGCCCCCCCCCACACAUUAAAGAGGAACAGGAGGAACUCUGGAGCAGUCAGGAGGGAGAGCAGCUUCAAGGGCUGGAGGAGGCUGAUAUCAUCAAGUCCACAUUCACUCCUGUCCCUGUGAAGAGUGAAGAUGAUGAAGAGAAACCUCAGUCCUCUCAGCUUCAUCAAAGACAAACUGAACACCUGGAAACAGAAGCUGAUGGAGAGGACUGUGGAGGACCAGAACCAGCCAGGAACUCAGAUCCAGAGAGACAUUUACAACCAGAGAAUGAGGACAAUCCUGGAGACUCUAAUGAACCUGACACUGAAGACAGUGCUGAUUGGAAGGAGACCAGAGAACCAGGUUCAAACUCUCAGAGAAAUAAACAAGACCCUGUCAGUGAUUCAAGACGUAGUUUAGGAGAGAAACCAUUCGGCUGUUCAGUCUGUAAGAAAUCUUUUAAACAGAGUAGUCAUUUAAAGGAGCACAUAAGAAUCCACACAGGAGAGAAACCAUUCGGCUGCUCAGUCUGUAAGAAAUAUUUUAAAAACAGAGGAGAUUUAAAAUGCCACAUGAGAAUCCACACAGGAGAGAAACCAUUUAGCUGCUCAGUCUGUAAGAAAUCUUUUGCACAGAGAUCAGAUUUAAAGGGCCACAUUAGAAUCCACACAGGAGAGAAACCAUUCAGCUGCAGUGUUUGUGACAAAAGAUUCACCAGGAGUGGUCAUGUCAAAAGCCAUAAGUGUGUUGGCGCAAGACGUAGUGCAAGAGAGAAACCAUUCAGCUGCUCAGUCUGUGAGACAUCUUUUGCACAGAGAGGAAAUUUAAAGGCCCACAUGAGAUUCCACACAGGAGAGAAACCAUUUAGCUGCAGUGUUUGUGACAAAAGAUUUACACACAGUUAUCAGGUCAAAAGACAUAAGUGUGUUGGUCGUCAGUCCUCAGAGCUUCAUCAAACUCAAACUGAGGAGAACAGAGAGGCAGAGCCUCCAGCCAGCAGCUCAGCUGAACACAUGGAAACAGAAGCUGAUGGAGAGGACUGUGGAGGACCAGAACCAGCCAGGAACUCAGAUCCAGAGAGACAUUUACAACCAGAGACUGAGGACAACCCUGGAGACUUUUCUGAACCUGAAGACAGAGAAGACGAUGAUUUUUGGAAACAGAGCAGUGAAAGCCUGUCAGAUUUAAGCUUUUUGAAACAUACAUUUUUCCACAGUGGUGAAACAUUCAACAGCAAUCACCAGGGAGAGGAAUUGUUUACGGAAGGUGGAAAUCAAAACCAGCAUAGGCCGAACCAGGAGGACCCAGAGCCCAGAGAGACAUUUACAACCAGAGACUGAGGACAACCCUGGAGAUUCUUCUGAACCUGACACUGAAGACAGUGAUUAUUGUUAGGUUUAAACUCUCUGGGUAAGUCCCAGUAAGUCGUAUAUAAUGCGAUAACUAGACUGUUGUGAUAAAAAAAAUGUUUGGUCCAAGUAAAGAGAGGACUGUGGAGGACCAGAACCGGCAACAUUUAUAACCAGAGACUGAGGAGGUUUCCAUAUUGGGUUAUAUAAUUAAAACAAAAGUUUGACAUGGGUCUGUUUGUGUGUAUUCUCUUCUGCUUCUGUUGGUAUGAUAUAAAAGCACCAGAGAGGAAAACAGGUCUUAGGGUUCUUAACUGGGAAUCUCUCCAUAGAUCGUACUUACCCCUGUCAUCAUGAGGAAAUGCCUCUGGAGAUAUGCAGGGAGUUUUAACAAAAAGGAAAACAUGUAAAUUAAUAAUUAAUACCAGAGACUAAAACAUUGUAUAACUGUCACAUUGUAACCAGAUGAAAGUAGUUAUAGUCAUAACCUUUCCGUUGCAUUAGUAUGCAUAGCUAUGAUUUACGACCCCCUAAUAAACCUUUGAUGUCUGGUGUACUGACAGGUGUCUAAUAUUUGUUUGACGUGUGUUGACAGGUGUCUAAUAUUCACGUGUUUAUGGUGUCUGAUGUUUAUGAGGUUUUGUUUUAUGGUAUAUUAAAACGUUGAUGCCGAUCCUUUGAUGAGUGUAUGAUCACCUGUUGGCGUGGGAACUAAUAUGUAAUUGCUUUAUUAACUUUAAGGAAGUUGUGUGUUUUGGUUAUACUAAUUUAAAGAUCUCAAUGACUCAUUGAUCUUGUCUUUUUAUUGUUUAAUUACUUUAACUAUAAGGAAGCCCCUUUGAAGUUGUGUUUGGGUAAUAAUUGAAAGAGCUUUUUUAUUGUUUAAUUUAACUGUAAAACAAUAUCUUUGUAUUGAAUAGUUUGAUCUUAAAUGUUCUGUGAGUAGCUCUGCAGCUGUCUUGAAUAAAAUGUUAAAUGUUUUUGAUGUCACAUC